AAUUUAUUUAAAAGCUGAACAGUGCACCGUCUUUAAAAGCCUACGUGAUGCAAGGCCAAGCACUUCAGCAGCCGCAGCCAGUGUCGGCCUCGCCGGACAAAUUGAAGAGAGUCCCAGCCCUGCCAGUGUGGUGGUGGACAUCACCGAUGAUGAUGAUGACAGCAGCAGCCUUUCCUCUUCGGUGACUCCUUUCACCCUGGCUAAGAAGGCUGCACUAACCAAAGAAAAGGUAGAGGAAAUCCACAGGGCAGUUACCAAAUUUGUGGUGAUGGGGCUUCAUCCAUUUUCCACGGUGGAAUCGCCAUCUUUCAGGGAGAUGAUCACUGCUCUCAAUCAUAGAUACCAACCACCAUCCAGGGAUGACAUUUCCAACAGGUUUAUACCUGCAUGGUAUUCUGUUAUAAAACAGAAUGUCAUCAAACAGCUGGCGCAGGUCAUCAAAAUUGCAAUUACUUGCGAUGGAUGGACCAGCGUGGCACAGGACCACUAUCUAACAGUGACUGUCCAUUACAUUUACAAGGGCAGCAUCCAGCAGAAAGUGCUGAGCACUGAAGCAGUUUAUGAGUCCCAGACAGGGCCAGUGGUGGCAGAGGAAAUCAACAGUAUUCUUGAGGAGUUCCAGUUGACUGGAAAAGUCAUAGCUGCCACAGUAGACAACGCAUACAACAUGGAUGCUGCCCUGAGAAACUUGAAAUUUUUAAAAGUUGGGUGCUUUGCCCACACACUCAACCUGGCAGCACAGAAGGUGUACGGCAUCCAAGCUGUAACUAGGUGGUGUGCAAAGAUUCGCGCAGUGGUGGUGUGGCUGAAGCGCUCCACCAAGAGCAAAACUGUUCUGAGAGAAAAGCAGCGACUCCUCAAUUUGCCAGAGCAUAAUGUUAUCCUGGACGUGAGGACUCGCUGGAAUUCUCUAUACCUCAUGGUGGAGCGGUUUGUGGAGCAGUUCCCUGCAAUCCAGGCAGCUUGCCUUGAUCAAAGGCUAAGGAGGCCAAUGGAGAGGGACAGACUAGAAAGGCUUACAGAGAGUGAUUUUGAGAAGGCAGAGGAAUUCAUGAAAUGCAUGAAAGUCUUGUACACCUCAACCCUCCGCGUGUCAAGUAACAAGUCCCCCACAUGCAGCCAAAUCAUCCCAAUCCUCACGAAGCUGAAGGCACACUAUUCAACCUCCGAUGAUGACAAUGUCUUUAUGGCUGCUAUAAAAGAGAAGGUCUGGGGAGAUCUCGAGAAAAGAUAUCAGGAUCAAGACAUUCAGAACUUCCUUCAGGAGGCCACUUUGAUGGAUCCUCGCUUUAAAGGAAGGCUGGAAGUUAGUGUUGCGGAAGCUUGGGAUAGGCUUGAGAAAGCAGUGAUUGACAAUGCUACGGCAGCUCAGCUUCCAAUAGAGGACCCUCAUCAGAGUGAGGCAGGUGAGGAGGAGGACCAAGGAGGCAUACAUCCAAGAGGAGCUCACAAGAUGUCAGCCUUGGAGCAGUUGUUUGAGGAUGAAGACAGAGAACUUCUCCAUACAAGUCAAACAACAAGCAGUGCCCUCUCCAUCACAGAGCAGGUCCAGAAAGAGAUGGAGAUGUCCAAAGGCCUGCCAGCUAUCCCAUCUGGACAAGACCCUGUGGCCUAUACCGGUUUGAGAACCGUUUAGGCACCGGAACCGUUUAAAAAAUA
Alosa sapidissima (American shad) is the source of this 1659-nucleotide messenger RNA. Its product is annotated as E3 SUMO-protein ligase ZBED1-like. The coding region runs from base 269 to 1636 and encodes 455 amino acids. NCBI's taxonomy places the organism in Eukaryota, Metazoa, Chordata, Actinopteri, Clupeiformes, Clupeidae. The record is from RefSeq and is a predicted model, not a curated record. The transcript is spliced from 9 exons.